Messenger RNA from Oncorhynchus kisutch (coho salmon), 1528 nucleotides. Its product is annotated as zinc finger protein 501-like. The coding region runs from base 1 to 1344 and encodes 447 amino acids. Lineage: Eukaryota; Metazoa; Chordata; Actinopteri; Salmoniformes; Salmonidae. The record is from RefSeq and is a predicted model, not a curated record. The transcript has 2 exons.
AUGGCCUACUAUGCUAAUUCUGUAGCGGUAUUGUUAGAGGGGGGUAAAGAUAAAGUUUUGUUGGUGUGCCAGGCAGGAUUUACCCUCGUAGCAAGGCCGUUUUAUCAUGUGGAGGUUUCAUUCGGGUCUCUAUUUAAAAAAACACUGUCUUUGUCAGGAGAAAGACCAGAUUCAGAGGAACCAGAGCCAGGGACGUCUAAACCAGCAAGACGACACCAGUGUUCCCACUGUGGAAAGGGUUGUAACCACUUAUGUGAGCUGAAACAACAUGAGAGAAUACACACCGGGGAGAAGCCAUACCACUGCUCCCAGUGUGGAAAGAGUUUUAACCAGAAAGGAAACCUGAAAACUCAUGAGAGAAUACACAUAAGGGGGAAGCCUUACCGCUGCAUGCAGUGUGGAAAGAGUUUUCGCCAUAAAGGAAACCUGAAAGCUCAUGAGAAAAUGCACACAGGGGAGAAGCCUUACCACUGCUCCCAUUGUGGAAAGCGUUUUAACGAUCUGGGGAAGCUGGAACGGCACGAGAGAAUACACAGAGGGGAGAAGCCUUACCACUGCUCCCAGUGUGGAAAGGGUUGUAACGAUUUGGGGAAGCUGAAACGGCAUGAGAGAAUACACACAGGGGAGAAGCCUUACCACUGCUCCCACUGUGGAAAGCGUUUUAACGAUUUGUGGAAGGUGAAACGACAUGAGAGAAUACACACAGGGGAGAAGCCUUACCACUGCUCCCACUGUGGAAAGUGUUUCGACCAGUCAGGGGAGCUGAAACGGCAUGAGAGAAUGCACACAGGGGAGGAGCCUUACCACUGCUCCCAGUGUGGUAAGGGUUGUAACGAUUUGGGGAAGCUGAAACGGCAUGAGAGAAUACACACAGGGGAGAAGCCUUACCACUGCUCGCAAUGUGAAAAGAUGUAUAACGAGAAAGGUCACCUGAAAGCUCACGAGAAAAUUCACACAGGGGAGAAGCCAUACCAAUGCUCCCAGUGUGGAAAGUGUUUCACCUGGGCAGGGGAUCUGAAAAAACACGAAAGAAUACACACAGGGGAGAAGCCUUACCCCUGCUCCCAGUGUGGCAAGUGUUUCAACGGGACAGGGGAUCUGAAAAAACACGAAAGAAUACACACAGGGGAGAAGCCUUACCCCUGCUCCCAGUGUGGCAAGUGUUUUAACCAGUUAGGGGCCCUGAAACAGCACAAGAUAAUACACAUAGGGGAGAAGCUUUACCAUUGCUCCCAGUGUGGCAAGUGUUUUAACCAGUUAGGGACCCUGAAACAGCACAAGAUAAUACACACAGGGGAGAUGCAUUACCACUCCUCCCAGGGCGCAAAGCUUUUGCCCAUUUAGGAAGCCUGAAAGAGACACAGAGGAGAAGGCUUACAGAAGAUUAGAUUUUGGGAAAAGAUGUUACUCAUAACAAUCACUUAAAUGUCAUUAGAGAAUCCACACAGGAGAGAGAAAUUACUUCUCUUAGCAUAUAUUGAUAUUUCACAUCUCAUUGACUCACAACUCAUCAGAGAACAUACACAGU